Molecule: messenger RNA, 2090 nt
Organism: Mus musculus (house mouse)
Lineage: Eukaryota; Metazoa; Chordata; Mammalia; Rodentia; Muridae
Gene: Cygb
Product: cytoglobin
Exons: 4
Coding region: 143-685 (180 amino acids)
Biological process (GO): response to oxidative stress; nitric oxide catabolic process; oxygen transport
Cellular component (GO): nucleus; cytoplasm
Molecular function (GO): oxygen binding; antioxidant activity; superoxide dismutase activity
Source: RefSeq, marked validated
ACACCCGGCGCGCACAGACACACGCUCCCUCCCUCCGGCGCUCUACUCCUCGCCCGCCCGCCCUCCUGCCCGCCUCGCACGCACCGGCCUCGGCUCCCCGCGCCCGCCGCCGAGCGAAGCUGCGCUGGGCUCGGAGCUGCUCAUGGAGAAAGUGCCGGGCGACAUGGAGAUAGAGCGUAGGGAGAGGAGCGAGGAGCUGUCCGAGGCGGAGAGGAAGGCGGUUCAGGCUACGUGGGCCCGGCUGUAUGCCAACUGCGAGGACGUGGGGGUGGCCAUCCUGGUGAGGUUCUUUGUGAACUUCCCUUCGGCCAAGCAGUACUUCAGCCAGUUUAGACACAUGGAGGAUCCCUUGGAGAUGGAGAGGAGUCCCCAGCUGCGGAAGCACGCCUGCCGGGUCAUGGGGGCCCUCAACACUGUCGUGGAGAACCUGCAUGACCCAGACAAGGUAUCCUCUGUGCUCGCCCUGGUCGGCAAGGCCCACGCCCUCAAGCACAAGGUGGAACCUAUGUACUUUAAGAUUCUCUCUGGGGUCAUUCUGGAGGUGAUCGCCGAGGAAUUUGCCAAUGACUUCCCUGUGGAGACGCAGAAAGCCUGGGCCAAGCUGCGGGGUCUCAUCUACAGCCACGUGACCGCAGCCUACAAGGAAGUGGGCUGGGUACAGCAGGUCCCCAACACCACCACGUGAGGAGCGGCCCACCAGCCACUCUGCCCUCUUCAGGGCCGUAAGACCCCUCCCAGCUCCCCCCUCCCUGGCAGCACUUUGGGCAGAAGGCCGACUUCUGAAGACACGCAUUGACCUUCCAUUUCUGGGUGCCAAGGAAGCUGGAGGAACCCCUGACUCGACUUCCCGAAAGGAGGCCUUCAUCAUGGCUGUGGUCCCCCCAGGCUACUGGGAGGUGGGGCUGGAUCCCUGGAUGCUGAAUCUAGCAGAGGGGAAUCCCUCUGCCUCACAGCAGGGGCACACUCUUCUUAGCUUUUUCUACUGACUGUUAGAGAGGGACCUGGCAAAGUGGCCGGUGGGAAGCGAGGACAAGCCCGUGAGUCACUUCAGAAAGGAACUAUCCCUGCUUCACUCUGCCCGCCAGCAUGCAGGUUCUCCUCGCCAUCUCUAGAGCAUCACGCACACACAUCUACCAUAUACACAGAUAUAUUCUAUAUACUAUCUAUAUAUAAAUAUAUAUAACACACACGUACAUAUCUAUCGAGUGCGCCUGCAGGCCCAGAAGCCUAGGUCUUGCCCAGCCGUGGGAGGCCAGAAGAGUCCUGGCCAUCUUUCUGGGCAGCUCUACCGGGAGCAGGGUGAAAGCUGGCAACAGCACAAGAGGAGGGGCCAGGUGGGAGAGUUGGGGUGAGUCAGCUUGCUCCUACAGCUCAGUGCCCUGCAUUCCUGCCCUACCCCCACAAAACAAGAGAAUCCCAGAGCUUGGGAGGCGGAGGAAGGACAAUCGUUGCGUCUGAGGUCAGGUGGUCAUCUACCUGGUCUCCACGGUGGUGAGUUUCAGGCUAGCUGGGGCUACACAGGAAGACCUCGGGUCAAACGGAAGAAAAAAAAAAAACAUAAAGAUCUGGCUCCCCUCUCCUCUCCUCCCCUCCCCUCCCCUCCCCAAGGGUUUGCCUGACUGGCUUGUCCUGGAAAGGGCAAGGAUCAGGGCACACACCAAGAGUUCAGGAGAUCCCAAUGGGAUGUUGGCCAGUGUAUGUGUCCGGUAUAUGGGGGUGGGGGUGAGGGGCAGCCUCAGUGUGGAGCCCUAGAAUGUCAGCCUCACCUGCUCACUUCAGACAGCAGCCAGGCCACAGGACGGGGGCUGUCCUCACACCCCUCAGCAGACCAGGGCCUCUCUCUCCUGCCCUCCUCUGGGGCCACCUGCUCACCCUCUCCACAUAGUCUCCUUAACAUUGCUGGGAACCCCGUGUGUACCCCUUGGUCACGUGUACUGUCCUGGAAGAUGUCUUACUGCUGUGGCUACCGUGCCUGCGUCCCCUCUGGUCCCACCCUCGCACAGCCUUCCUGUAACUGCCUGUCUUUUGUAGUUUCUGAUGUUUGUAACCAGAUCCAGCUGUGUCAUUAAACCAGGUCUGUUCUUCCUGUC